Messenger RNA from Mus musculus (house mouse), 768 nucleotides. RefSeq names its product V-set pre-B cell surrogate light chain 1A (gene Vpreb1a). Gene Ontology annotation, biological process: B cell proliferation; homeostasis of number of cells. The record is from RefSeq and is marked validated. Bases 145 to 573 code for a protein of 142 amino acids. Gene Ontology annotation, cellular component: endoplasmic reticulum. The transcript is spliced from 2 exons. NCBI's taxonomy places the organism in Eukaryota, Metazoa, Chordata, Mammalia, Rodentia, Muridae.
AGAGCCCAGAAAGCCUGGGAGGGUGGUGAGCAGGAACCAGGGGUGCAGUGACCCUCUCCCCAAAGCAGGGAGGAGAGUGCUUCCCAGCUGGUCAGGGCCCAGGAGCAGUGGCUGUAGGGGGCAGGGUGCUGCAGGUCUGGAGCCAUGGCCUGGACGUCUGUCCUGCUCAUGCUGCUGGCCUAUCUCACAGGUUGUGGCCCUCAGCCCAUGGUGCAUCAGCCACCAUUAGCAUCUUCUUCCCUUGGAGCCACCAUCCGCCUCUCCUGUACCCUGAGCAACGACCAUAACAUUGGCAUUUACAGCAUUUACUGGUACCAGCAGAGGCCGGGCCACCCUCCCAGGUUCCUGCUGAGAUACUUCUCACACUCAGACAAGCACCAGGGUCCCGAUAUCCCACCUCGCUUCUCCGGGUCCAAAGAUACGACCAGGAACCUGGGGUAUCUGAGCAUCUCUGAACUGCAGCCUGAGGACGAGGCUGUGUAUUACUGUGCCGUGGGGCUCCGGAGCCAGGAAAAGAAGAGGAUGGAGAGGGAGUGGGAAGGAGAAAAGUCGUAUACAGAUUUGGGAUCUUAGGCUCUGGAGACAUUCAGACCCUGAACUGAAGACAGAGUUUGCUUUGCUCGGCUAGUCUGGUAUGGGAAGGAGGGGUAGAACGUGAGGUUUUGCAGAGCCUAGAAGAUGGAAUUAUGCAGCUUUUCCUUGUUCUGCGGUGUUGCUAUGAGCCCCCAUUGGAGGCUGGAUUGUAGAAUUAAAGCUGUUUUUACUGAA